AUGACUGAUGAAGCCCCCCAAGACGCCAUCUUCCAACUUGCAACACGCAUCUCUUUUCCUCUCUGUAAGCAAACGCAACGACCAUGGCUGCCGAGGAGCCGGCGAAGCUGCUGCUUCCGUACCUGCAACGAGCCGAUGAGCUCCAGAAACAUGACCAUCUAGUCGCUUACUACUGUCGAUUGUAUGCGAUGGAGCGUGGUUUGAAGAUACCCAACAGCGAAAGAACCAAAACCACCAAUGCCCUUCUUGCCUCUCUCAUGAAUCAGCUUGAAAAGGAUAAGAAGUCGCUUAAAUUAGGACCUGAAGAUAAUCUGCACCUGGAGGGAUUUGCCUUGAAUGUCUUUGCAAAGGCAGACAAGCAAGAUCGUGCUGGGAAAGCAGACUUGAAUACAGCAAAAACAUUUUAUGCUGCAAGUAUUUUCUUUGAGAUUCUAAACCAGUUUGGUCCCAUUCAGCCUGAUCUUGAGCAGAAACAGAAGUAUGCUGCCUGGAAAGCUGCUGAUAUAAGCAAAGCUAUAAAGGAAGGAAGGAAACCCAUUCCAGGCCCUCCUGCUGGUGAUGAUGAUUUAUCAGUUCUAACAAGUCCGCCUAGUGCUUCAUAUGAUCUUGGACCAAGUGAACCUGCUGUUACAAGUGCUGGGCCAGAAUCUGAUCAAAUCCCUCAGUUCCAAGACGGUGUUCAUAGCCAGUAUCAUGCUAACACUCCAGCUGCACAUCAGUUCCAUGAUAAGGUUGACAGACAGCAUUCUAUGAACAUCCCCCCAUCAACUCAUUCUUAUCCAUCUGCCAGUUACCCCUCACAUGAUUCUUAUCCACCUCCUGCAGCAAAUCAAUCAGAAAUUUCUGCAUAUCCUCAGCCGUACCAUCAUCAACCUUACCCACAAGAACCUCAACAGCACUUGCCUCAUAACUACCCAUCCCACGAACCUCCCUCUUACUCUUACCCCAAUUUCCAGUCCUAUCCAAGUUUCACUGAGAGUAGUCUGCCAGCUGUGCCAUCUCAUUAUCCUUCUUAUUAUCAAGGCUCUGAAACUUCCUACUCUUCUCCUGCCCAGUCAGCUCCUCCUACAGCAAGCUACCCCUCAAAUUCCCAAUACUCUACAAGUGGCAGAAAUGGGUCAGUCUCAGAUCCUGCAGGACCUGCACCUACUCCAGUUCAGAAAUACCAAUAUGACAGCAGUCACCAGCCAGCACCUGAAAAGAUUGCUGAGGCACACAAGGCUGCUAGGUUUGCGGUUGGAGCAUUGGCCUUUGAUGAUGUAUCAGUUGCUGUUGACCACUUAAAAAAAUCGCUUGAAUUGCUGACCAAUCCAUCAGCUGGUCAGUAAGUUUCUUUUUGCUUGAGCUGGGGCCUGUUUGGAUGACCUUUCUUCAAACUCAUGGUUUGAUUUGUAAAUUUUAGCGGAUAUUUGCACAGAAAAGAUUAUGUCUUGCUAUCUUCAACACAUUGUGAAUGAGAAAUUGAUAUUUUUUUCAUAGAUUCUGAGGCUUGGAAUCUCUUUUGCUUUAGUUUUAAUGGGGAUUAUUCAAGUUUGGUCUUUUCGUUUGUUUUUUCUUCUUGUUUUUUUGUGAUGAAACAUGUAUAAUGCCUAUAAUUCAAAGCCUUGUUCUAAUAAAACAAAACACUACUU
Molecule: messenger RNA, 1631 nt
Organism: Rubroshorea leprosula
Lineage: Eukaryota; Viridiplantae; Streptophyta; Magnoliopsida; Malvales; Dipterocarpaceae
Source: the annotation of a GenBank genome assembly